Molecule: messenger RNA, 1235 nt
Organism: Gigantopelta aegis
Lineage: Eukaryota; Metazoa; Mollusca; Gastropoda; Neomphalida; Peltospiridae
Exons: 2
Coding region: 580-993 (137 amino acids)
Source: RefSeq, a predicted model, not a curated record
GUGAACUGUCAUUUUCUGAGUGUGAUAAAAAUACAGAACCUCACAUACGUUGUUUUCGCUUCUUAUUUACUGCACAAAUAUAUUAAGAUAAUCAGAAUGGUAGGCAGAGGCUGAUGGAUGAGAAAGAUGAAUGAUAGCUCCAGUAAAAAUAAAAAGGGAAUUCCCCAUUUACAAAUUCCGGUCCAGAUCACACAUAUGUAUGAUACAAGAUAAAUUUAUCACAUGGUUUGAAAAUGUCUUUAUCACUAUAGUAAGAUUGAAUAGGUAUGUAAUAAAUAACUGUUUUAAUUUCUGUUUAGACCAGGAACAGAUUUGAUAUCCUCAGCAACAAUCUCAUCAUCUCAACAAGAGGACGUGGACACUCUGUCAAAUGCAUUUCAUGACAAAGUUAGUGUCGGGGUUGGAGAUGACCGGCCGCAUUUUGAAGGUGCUCAUGGAGACAACCAUCUGCAUUAUGAAGGUUUUCAUGGAGACGACCGUCCGCAUUAUGAAGGUGUUCAUAGAGACGACCGUCCGCAUUAUGAAGGUGCUCAUGGAGAUGACCAGACGCAUUAUGAAGGUGCUCAUGGAGAUGACCAGAUGCAUUAUGAAGGUGCUCAUGGAGAUGACCGGACGCAUUUUGAAGGUGCUCAUGGAGACAACCAUCCGCAGAAGGCACAACAUUAUGAUGUUCCCAAAGCCGCUGCUAAGGACAGACAUCAUUGUGAAGGUGCUGUAGCUGCUGCUCUGGAACCACGAUGUGAAGGUGCUGCAGCUGUUGCUCAGGAACCACGAUGUUGUAAAGGCUCCGUUGGCGGACAGCAUCAAGAGGUGAUUUUGAACAACCAGCGUGAAGCUGCUGUUUCUAGAAGAUCUUCUAGAACAUCAUCUAAAACUUUAACUUCAUCACCAUCAAAGAAAGGGAGGGACUUUACUAAAGAAGAAGUGACUGGUGCUCUUCAACACAUGGCUGGUUGGAAGUCAGUCAACACAGACAUUGAGGUAAGCAUUUAAAACCCUAAUCAAAUUUAUAUUCAAUUGGUUUUGUCUUAUAACAUAAUAUUCAUAAUAUUGAGGUCAAUCCUUUGACUGAGGGGCAGGAUGUAGCCUAGUGGUACAGCACUCGCUCGAUGCGCGAUCAGUCUGGGAUUAAUCCCCAUUUGUAGGUCCAUUGGGCUAUUUCUCGUUCCAGCCAGUGCACCACGACUGGUAUAUCAAAGGCAGUGGUAUGUACUACCCUGUCUCAUAUGCAUAAU